AUGAAACCGGGUCUUUAUUCGGUCUAUGAGAUUGAUGUUGAAGAAAACGGGUUUCCAUUGUUUGACUUUGAUGAUGGUUGUAGAUGGGUCAAGAGGGACAUCUCCCUUGAGGAAUGUAUUUUGAUUAUCAACCUUCGCGGUGGAAAACUUCUUGAGAACGAUAUGGACGAGGACACAAAGAAACUGAUUGAACUCAUUGAGGAAACCAUUUCUGCGAUUGACACGGAAAUGGAACUUGGGGAUUAUCAUUUUGAUGAUACAUUUGCAAGUGACGAAGCGCGUAUAAACUACGAGAAUUCGGUUGACGAUGUUGUGAGGUUGAGAGUAUCUCUCCGUGAGCACAUCGCCAAUAUGAGGAGCAAGAACCGAUAA
Molecule: messenger RNA, 372 nt
Organism: Cylicocyclus nassatus
Lineage: Eukaryota; Metazoa; Nematoda; Chromadorea; Rhabditida; Strongylidae
Source: the annotation of a GenBank genome assembly